UGUAUCUGUUACCCGACAUGUGUGAGGCGGGUUCAGAAGCGGAACUUCUUGCCUGGUUUAAAUUGUUGGUUUGCUCACAGUGUGUUUAUUUCACAGAUUGUCCUUGAUUUUUGUGCCUCUGAAAUUGUUGAGAAAGUUAAAUCACAAGUUAAAUCGUAUCGCAAUUUCUCUGUUCUGAGUGUGAUUGUUAAUAAUAUUUCCGACCGCGUUGUGCUGGGACAAUUACACAUAUUGUAAAAACCGUAACGUCGUUUGGCAGGAUGCUGUCAGUGGACAGAACAAACGGGGCAGGAUUUAAGGCGGAGUUUUCCUGCGACAAGUAAACUGAGUUGCAGAGUGUUUUUUUUCUCAGAGGACAGGAACGUCUUGAAGUGGAGAAGUGGCGCAGACAAAAGGUGGGCUGGCACGUGAUCCACUCCUUUCAAAGAGCCCGCCAUCAUGGCUCGGUACCUGAGGUAUUUCACUACUGUGGGCGAUGAGCAACCAGCUACGUGGGAGGAUGAAGAGUUGCACGUGGCCAGCGAGGAGCUGAGUCCAGCCACCGGGCAAUUUCCAACAACGCUCACCUUCAGGGCCUCACUGCAAAGGCUCUACAGCUCAGACCGCUUUCAGGUGCUGGUAGUGUGUUUGGUAGUCCUGGAUGCCAUCUUUGUUCUGGCAGAGCUGCUCAUAGAUCUAUCCGUUAUCAAGUUGGCACAUGGCCACAUUGUUCCUGAGGUGUUUCACUACCUGAGUUUGGCUCUUCUCACAUUCUUCAUGGUGGAGCUGGCCGGUAAGCUGUAUGCUUACCGCCUGGAGUUCUUUCAGCACAAGUUUGAGGUGUUUGAUGGUGUGGUGGUGGUAGUUUCCUUCAUCCUGGACAUUGUCUUCAUCUUCCACGAGGACGCCUUUGAUGGGAUGGGUCUUCUCAUCCUGCUGCGGCUCUGGAGGGUGGCCAGAAUUAUCAACGGUAUCCUGGUGUCAGUGAAAACACGUGCACAACAGAGAAUCCAUAAGCUGAAGGAGAGCUAUGACCACCUCGUUCAAAGAGUCACAGAGCUGCAGGAGCGCAGUGACAGACUGGAACAAGAGAACCAGAAACUUCAAGCCCUCCUGAAGAAGCAUGGAAUAGACUUCUGACUCGCUAAGCUAACUGUUUUGGAAGUACUGUUCACUGUUGUUUAUAUCAUGUACCUUUUUGCACCAUUUUGUACUGGAACAUUUAAACUACACAUUUCUUGAUGAACUUUCCACUUUAGACCUGAUUUCAGUAUUACUACUUGUUAAGGGAACCGUGAAAAUGGAAACUAGUUGAAGGUCUACAUUUAUUCAAAUGAUAUCCACAUGCUACUGGAUUUUGCUCUACAAAGCUAAAAGGUCAUUACCUUAAUUUGCUCAUAAAUAUUUGAAACAUUCUUCAGACUCAUGUCUUGUACAUAGAAAUUAAUUUACAUCUGCACUUAAAAUACUGUAUGUUGUGUAACAGAAAUAUAUGUAAAAAAAAAAUGUUUUUAUAAUAAUGAAUAAAAAAAUUAAACAUU
Acanthopagrus latus (yellowfin seabream) is the source of this 1520-nucleotide messenger RNA. It is a transcript of the gene hvcn1, whose product is annotated as hydrogen voltage-gated channel 1. Gene Ontology annotation, biological process: proton transmembrane transport. The record is from RefSeq and is a predicted model, not a curated record. Gene Ontology annotation, molecular function: voltage-gated proton channel activity. The coding region runs from base 439 to 1119 and encodes 226 amino acids. NCBI's taxonomy places the organism in Eukaryota, Metazoa, Chordata, Actinopteri, Spariformes, Sparidae. Gene Ontology annotation, cellular component: plasma membrane. The transcript has 7 exons.